UACUGGCUGUGACUGUUACGCGCUAUGGAGGACAAGGGCUUGAAGGAGGACGAGCUGCUGCGGAAGCUGAAGAACAGCCGCAGCCGCUUUCAGAUCCGCAUGCAGCAGCUGAUAGAGAAGUACAACCAGCCCUUCGAGGAUGACCCGCUGGUGCAGAUGGCCACGCUGACCUAUGAGACGCCCCAGGGACUGAGAAUUUGGGGAGGAAAACUAAUAAAAGAAAGAAGGAAAGGACAAAUCCAGGACCCCCUUGUGAAUGAGGUGGACAGGACAGAUGGCCCCGUGCAAGCUGAAGCCAAAGGUAAUGAGCAUUCGUUGCACUGCAUACAAGUCCUGGGAACUGAUUCAGAAAGCAGUGAUGCCAAAGCACCGUUAGACCAGGAGGAUCCAUUUGCUUGUGCCUUAAUGCCUGCAGUGCCUUGGAGCCCUUUGAAAGAUGAGCUAAGAAGGAAAUACUUGACCCAGGUGGAUCUACUGCUACAGGAUGCAUCAGUGUUUGAGGAUGCAGAUAAGGGAAGUGGAAAAGACACAGCCAUGACCCUGGUCCCCUCCUUGGCCUCACCCGCUGUGCCUGCCCCUGGACACUGUGGGAAUAUAUCUACAAUGAACCCUGGUGAUCCUGCAAAGCCAGUGUCCUCCCCCAGAGAAUGGGACCCCUCAAGCCCUUGUCCUACAAGCAUGGCCGUAGCCUCUGGAAAUGACAGCCUCUCACUACUGGAAACCAGCAGCAAUAGCUGCUUAAGCAGCCAGACUCUUGAAGCCAGUGACAUUUGCAAUGUGACCAUCAGUGACUUGUAUGCAGGCAUGCUGCAUUCGAUGAGUCGGCUGCUGAGCAUGAAGCCAUCAAGCAUCAUCUCCACCAAGACCUUUAUUGUCCAGAAUUGGAACCCCAGGAGGAGGCUCCUGCACAGGGGCAAGAGGAGCUCCAAGGAGAGGGCCGUGCCAUGCCCAAAGCCCAGGGAAAAGUCAGGUACGCUAAGAGACUGCAGGAACUUGCUACAUGUUACUCGCCACAGGACAGGUUUAAAACUGGAAAAGGCUUUCCUUGAGGGAAACAAACCCCAAAUCCAGAAGUUAGAUCCAUCUUGCAAGAUGCUUCAAAUGACACCCCAGAAGCGUUCUUCAUUGACUUAUUUAAACUUCAACUCAGUGCACCGUUUUGAUCAGGAAAAUAGGCUGAUGGCGUUAAAAUGGUUAAUUUCACCUGUAAAAAUGUUUUCUAAACCAAGAAUGCUUCAGGGCCCUGCAGAGAAUCGAUACAAGGAGAUUGAAAGCAAAUUUGACAAACUUCAUCAGGAAUGUUGUCCAUAUCCCAGACAACAACAGCCUCACCUGACUUGCCCCCCAAAUUCCUGGGCCAUGGAUGUGUACAGAGGUGGUUCUCUGAGCCCAGGUAGCCCCCAGGGCUUAGAAACCUACAGGUUGAGUUUACCAUUCAGCUGCUCAAAAGCAAAGAGUUUAAGUGAAGCUUUUGAAAACCUGGGCAAAAGGUCUGUGGAAGAAGGUAGCUUUCUCCCAAAGAGUGGUCUCUCUCCAUUAAUCUCAAAGGGCCUCCCCUCACAGAGCCCAGGCCACUCCCAACAGACCUUCAGAAAGACAGUACCGCCCAGAAAAGCUAUUUCAGUACCACGGACAGGACCUCUAGGUGAUGAGAGGAAUCGCUAUGAUAAAAUUGAAGAAGAGUUUGACAGGCUUCAUCAAAAGUGUUGCCAGACAUCACCCCGGCAGCCAAAGGUGCCCUUACAAGUUGGGGUGUCUCCGGGUAAAGCCAGUGCAGAAGUUCAGUGCCAAGCAAGAGACUCAUUAGGAAACUUCAGACUAGACUCUUGCUCCCAGAGUUUCCAAAAGUUGAAACCAUCACCCCAGGGGUACACAGGAAGUCCCCGGGGCUUGCCUACAAGUGAGGCGCCCCUGUCUGCAUGCACUGCUUGGGCUAGCACCACAAGGGACCCUCAGGUCCCUGCAAAGAGACGAAGGUUGUCAUACCCCCAAGUGUGUGAACGCCAUGCUGAUUCUCAGGAUUCUUCCGGCAGCAGAGACAAAACCGUCCCCAGGCCAGGAGAGUAG
Molecule: messenger RNA, 2067 nt
Organism: Castor canadensis (American beaver)
Lineage: Eukaryota; Metazoa; Chordata; Mammalia; Rodentia; Castoridae
Source: RefSeq, a predicted model, not a curated record